GCAAAAUAUGACAUAUCCAACUGAAUGAUAAUUACUAUGUGUACAUUAAUAAAAUUUAGAGUUUUGGCAAUCGUUUCACAUUGAAGAAGAUACUUUUCAUUUCAAAAUUCAAGGUCGACUAUAUCAAAAAAAAAAAAAAAAAAAAAAAAUACAAUUAAAGGCAUUCUUUGUUUGUCGCUGAUUCUUUGAUAUGUUCCAUGUCUUAUUCAUCCUAUAGGUCCACCUUACGCCUUAUUAAGUUCGGUUUACCAAUUCUCCACGGGAUACCGAUACUAGCGACGAUAGUUUGAGAUAUAUUAUUUUUUGUCCAAUAAUGUAUUGCAGCUCGGCUAAUUAGACUCAACAUUAUCGGAAGAGUAUUCGCAUUGCGACGAAUCCUUAAAAUGCAGAUGUACCAUUCUUAGUUUACAGCUAAGACGGCUCAAUUGAAAGUCUUUAGACAAGUCGGAUACUUCGUUUUCCGAGACUAAUUCUUAAAGGAUCUAAGUGCUUUACGUUAAAAUCAGCUUUGCCUUUACUGUCCAAAUAUAACAUUGCGCAGGCCGACAUUGUAACGAGGGGAAGUAACCCAAGGGGAGAAACAACUUUCAGAAUAGCACACGUUUCAGUCUGAAUUAAUACUCGUUGUCGUUUCUGCAGUUCUGAGCUAAAUCUGUUGGUCUUUGAAACACGGCACAAUAGAUCAAACUUUGUUGCUGUGCUUGGACAUGUCAGUAAAGGAUAUAUUCAAGGGACUAAGACAACUUAAAGGUGGAAACAUAUAUUUACUUUUUUCUCUUGUCUUUAGAUCUUCUCGGUUAUCUUGCUUUGGUAAACCAUGUACUCUUACGGAAAUAACCAAAGAGAAGAUGAUCUUUCUAUAAUAAUUGCGUCCAAUGUUUCUUUGGAGGAGAAAACAACGAUUGAGAAGUUGUCCUUUUUCGAGAACGAUGGUCCUCUCGAUACCGUCAACUUGGUUAAAACAGUAGAAGACAAAGUAGGGAAUCCUAUUAAAAGGUUUUUCAAAAGUUUUCGCCGCGCAAGACUAUGCGACGCAUUUGCCUUACAGCGAAAACUCAAGAGCCGUCAUAUCCGCAUGAUAGCGAUUGGAAGCACUAUUGGGUUUGGCUUUUGGGUCGGAUGUGGAAAUUCCCUUUCAAAAGGCGGUGCUGCUGCCGUUCUCAUAAAUUACGUUAUACUCGGUAGUGUGGUUCUAACAACAAUGUUCUCACUUGGGGAAUUAGCAGCGAACUAUCCCGUCCCCGGAUCAUAUUUAACUUUAGCUGGUCAGUUCAUAGACCAAUCGUGGAGUUUUGCUAUACAUUGGAAUUUUAUUUUUGGCAGCUUGGUUAGUACACCAGUCGAAAUUAUCACUGCUUGUAUGUGCAUGACUUAUUGGACAAGCUUAAAUAGCGGUGUUUGGGUCACCGUGUUUAUUGUUCUUUUUAUCUUCAUUAAUAUUUUCGGCGUAAGGGGUUAUGGCGAAAUUGAGUUCAUUCUUUGUGGUAUUAAAGUGAUCUCAAUCAUUGUCUUCAUUAUCAUUGGAAUCGUUAUCGAUUGCGGUGGGGUUACAACAGACAACCGUGGAUAUAUUGGUAUGCGAAUUUUUCAAAGUAAUGCCUUUACUCAUGGGUUUCGUGGAUUUUGUGCAGUAUUCUUGCAUGCAGCAUACUCUUAUUCUGGAUCGGAAUCAAUUGGAUUCACAGCAGCUGAAACUGAGAAUCCUGCAAAGCGGUUCCCAAAAGCAGUUAAACACACGGUUUACCGUAUUGUUCUGUUUUAUGUUAUUGGCAUGUUUGUGUUAAGCCUUUUGGUGAGCGGAAAGGACCCAAGACUUUUUGAUCAUUCCAAGAACAUGAUUAGUCCUUUCAUUUUGGCCCUCAAAGAUGCCGGAUUUAAGGCGCUACCUUCCAUAUUUAAUGCCGCAAUACUUAUAUCUAUAUUAUCUGCCGCAAAUUCCAAUAUAUACACAGGAAGUCGAGCCAUCCAUUCCGCCGCUGUUAAUGGAUUUGCACCAAAAUGGUUUGCUUAUGUUGAUCGCGCAGGUCGACCCUUAGUGGCACUCUCUAUGUUGAUAUUGUUUUGCGGACUAGCAUAUUUAUGUGAGACUGAGACAAACUAUUCUAUUUUUUCAUGGCUAAUGGCUGUGUAUGGCCUCGGGACAUUGUUCAGCUGGGGAACAAUCAGUCUUGUGCACGUACGAUUAAGACUUGCGAUGAAAACUCAAAGUGUAUCAAUAAAACGGCUCAGCUAUGCCUCCCCAUUCGGUAUAUACGGUUCUUACUACAGUUUACUUUGGACCCUUUUAAUGGUAACUGCUCAACUAUACGUUGCUAUCGUUCCGACUUUUGAUAAACCAAACAUUACACAUUUUUUCAGGCAUUAUUUGUCUAUGCCUGUUAUAAUUCUUUUAAUCUUGAUACACAAACUAUGCACAAGGUCUCCAUGGCUAAAACUUAAAGACAUUGAUUUGUUAUUAGGUUUUAAUGAUACUUUCAAACCUAAUAUUUACGAUGAGUUUGAAAAAAACAGUCCAGGAACAAAGGAAUACCAAAAAAGUGGCUAAAUCUCAAAACUACCUAUGCUCAGCCAAUAACACAUGUGGCUCUUAGAAAAUGUAUUAGUAAUCACCGUUUGCAUUGAAGCUUUUGAGUGACGCGAUCUUUCAUUAAAAAACAUUGUUUCUGGGUUAAUUUAAAAAGCUUGUUAUACAGUUAUACUUUAAUAUAAUAGUAUUAAUAAUAAAUUACUUCAAAUAAAGAGUUUGUUU
This is a messenger RNA of Schizosaccharomyces japonicus yFS275, 2749 nucleotides long. Its product is annotated as amino acid permease. Bases 818 to 2545 code for a protein of 575 amino acids. Gene Ontology annotation, cellular component: membrane. The transcript has a single exon. NCBI's taxonomy places the organism in Eukaryota, Fungi, Ascomycota, Schizosaccharomycetes, Schizosaccharomycetales, Schizosaccharomycetaceae. The record is from RefSeq and is a predicted model, not a curated record. Gene Ontology annotation, molecular function: transmembrane transporter activity. Gene Ontology annotation, biological process: transmembrane transport; amino acid transport.